AACAGUAGGUGAAAAAAAAAACACCAUUUAUAUAUAAUAGUGCAUCUUUUUCAAACUAAGUGUGAAAAAAUGGAGACGAAAGAGAAAGAAAACACAGAGCUGGAGGUGAAAAGACCAUCUCCAACACUCGAUCAUGACGAUGAUGAAGCUGAGAUCAACUACAGAGGCCUCAAAGUGAUGCCUUUCAUCAUCGGAAAUGAAACCUUCGAAAAAUUGGGAGCAAUCGGCACGCUGUCGAAUCUCCAAGUGUAUCUAACCACAGUCUUCAACAUGAAACGCAUCUCCGCAACUUCAGUUGUCAACAUCUUCAACGGCACCACCAACCUCGCCACCUUGCUCGGAGCUUACCUCAGCGACACCUACCUCGGUCGCUACAAGACCCUCGGAUAUGGCUCCGUCGCCUCCUUGCUUGGCUUGUUGGUGGUGAGUCUCACGGCGGUGUUCCGGAACCUCCACCCGCCGCACUGCGACAACCCCGGUGGUAGCUGUGUGGGGGCGGAUGCCGGGCAGAUGGCGUUCCUAGUGCUGGGCUUCAGCCUGAUGGUGGUAGGAGCCGGCGGCAUUAGGCCGUGCAACCUGGCGUUCGGCGCGGAUCAGUUCAAUCCCAAGACGGAGUCCGGGAAGAGGGGGAUCGACAGCUUCUUCAACUGGUAUUACUUCACGGUGACGUUCGCGGAGAUAGUGUCGGUGACGCUCGUCGUGUACGUGCAGUCCAACGUGAGCUGGUCGAUCGGGCUCGCCAUCCCGGCCAUCUUCAUGUUCGUCUCGUGUUUCCUCUAUUUCGUGGCCUCCAAGAUGUAUGUGAAGGUGCUGCCGGAGGGGAGCCCCCUCGCCAGUUUGGCUCAGGUGGCCGUGGCCGCCGCCAGGAAGAGGCGCCUGAGCUCGCCGGAGCAGCCGUGGAUCAGCUUGUUCAGCUAUACGCCGCCUAAGUCUCUCAAUACCAAGCUGCCCUACACUGAUCAGUUCAGAUUCCUGGACAAAGCUGCAAUCAUAAGUGCAGAUGACAAGAUAAACCCAGAAGGGUCGGCUGCAAUGCCAUGGCGGCUGUGCAGCAUGCAGCAAGUGGAAGAAGCCAAAUGCAUCCUCCGCGUCAUCCCGGUGUCCCUCACCGCCGUGCUCUACCACAUCGGCGCCCAGCAGCAAUACGUGGUCUUCCAAGCCCUCCAAUCGGACCGCCGCCUCGGCACCACCUCCUUCGAGAUCCCCGCCGCCUCCUACGUCAUCUUCGCCAUGCUCACCAUCACCCUCUGGGUUCCCCUCUACGACCGCCUCCUCAAAAACCGCGCCCGCAUCACCGUCCUUCAGAGAAUAGGCAUCGGCCUCUUCAUCACAAUCAUCGAGUCCCUCGUCGGGGCAUUGGUGGAGCGGCGCCGGCGGGAGGCUGCGCUGAGCGGCGCGUCGCCCAUGUCGGCGAUGUGGCUGGUGCCGCAGCUAGCGCUGGGGGGCUUGGCGGAGGCGUUCAACGCGAUCGGGCAGCUGGAGUUCUACUACAAGCAGUUCCCGGAGAAUAUGCGGAGCAUCGCCGGGGCGUUUUUCUUCUUGGGAAGCGCCGCCUCCAACUACGCCUACAGCUUUCUCAUAUCGACGGUGCAUAGGAUGACGGCCGGGGAUGCCACGGGGAACUGGCUGCCGGAGGAUCUCAACGAGGGCAGGCUCGAUUACUUCUACUACCUGGUUGCCGUGCUCUGCGCUCUCAAUUUCUGUUACUUUCUCGUCUGCGCCACCUGGUAUAGGUACAAGGGCGCUGCAGAUGGCGCCGCCGCCGAGAUGGAGACCAAGAAACUCGAUCAUCAUUCUGCGUGAUAACCUCCUACUAGGAUGUCAUCUUUGAUGAAUCUUUAAAAUGUCUUGGAAUUCGUGUCGUGAUAGAGCCAAGGAUCAUCUAUCUACUCUGACUUCGCCGAUCAAUAGAGAGAGGGAGAUGUAAUCGUACUAGAUGAGAUGCAUGCAGUAAUUCAGAUCUUCUAUGUCGAUUUUUCAUUUUUGAGAUUUCAUGAAACAAAAUCGAUCUUGGCAUUUUCUUGAAUAUAACCACUAACAAAUCUCACUCAA
Molecule: messenger RNA, 2052 nt
Organism: Salvia miltiorrhiza (redroot sage)
Lineage: Eukaryota; Viridiplantae; Streptophyta; Magnoliopsida; Lamiales; Lamiaceae
Product: protein NRT1/ PTR FAMILY 2.11-like
Exons: 4
Coding region: 70-1803 (577 amino acids)
Biological process (GO): transmembrane transport
Cellular component (GO): plasma membrane
Molecular function (GO): transmembrane transporter activity
Source: RefSeq, a predicted model, not a curated record